UUGUUCCCAUGGCGUCGCCUCCUAGGCUUCCAUGGGGAGCAGUGGAAAGAAGCAAUGGAAGUCUGGGGACAGACUUCAUCCUGCUGGGGUUUUCCGGUCGACCUCAACUGGAGCCCAUCAUCGCUGUGCUUGUCUUCCUCUUCUAUAUGGUGGCUCUGCUAGGAAACUCAGCCAUCAUACUUGUGUCUCACCUAGAUGUCCAGCUCCACACCCCCAUGUAUUUCUUCUUGUCUAAUCUGUCUUUUCUGGAUCUCUGUUACACAACGAGCAUCGUCCCCCAGAUGCUGGUGAACCUGUGGGGUCCGAGCAAGUCCAUUACCUACGCAGGGUGUGUGCUGCAGUUCUUCUCUGCCCUGGUCCUGGGAGCCACGGAGUGUCUUCUGCUGGCCGUGAUGGCCUACGACCGCUACGCUGCUGUCUGUCAGCCUCUGCACUACACGGUCAUAAUGCACCCUCAGCUCUGUCGGAAGAUGGUGCUGACCUGCUGGCUGGGUGGCCUUGGCAGUGCCUUAAUUAUUUGCUCCUUGACCUUGAGAUUGCCAAGAUGUGGGCACCGAGAAGUGGAUCAUUUUUUUUGUGAGAUGCCAGCAUUGAUCAGGAUGGCUUGUGUAUAUUCCAAAGUAAUUGAGUAUGUUGUGUCUGCUCUUGGAGUCGUAUUUCUGCUCACCCCUCUGUCCCUCAUUCUCAUCUCCUAUGGAGUCAUCACUCGAGCUGUGAUGAGGAUCAGAUCAACCACAGGGCGGCGAAAGGUCCUCAAUACCUGUGGUUCCCACCUUACCGUUGUAGCUCUGUUUUAUGGAACAGCCAUUUAUAUGUACAUGAAGCCACCAAAUGCCACGUCCCAGGAGGAGGGAAAGUUCUUCACACUCUUUUACACGAUCAUCACACCCAGCCUUAACCCUCUCAUCUACACAUUAAGAAACAAAGAUGUAAAGACUGCAGUGAAGACAAGAUUAUUGGUCAAAAAAUAUUGAGCAAUGUCAAGAGUUGCACAAAAAUGAACUCAGAGUGUAUAAAGCAAAA
Fukomys damarensis (Damara mole-rat) is the source of this 1023-nucleotide messenger RNA. RefSeq names its product putative olfactory receptor 2W6. Gene Ontology annotation, molecular function: G protein-coupled receptor activity; olfactory receptor activity. Bases 9 to 974 code for a protein of 321 amino acids. The transcript has a single exon. Gene Ontology annotation, cellular component: membrane. Lineage: Eukaryota; Metazoa; Chordata; Mammalia; Rodentia; Bathyergidae. Gene Ontology annotation, biological process: G protein-coupled receptor signaling pathway. The record is from RefSeq and is a predicted model, not a curated record.